This is a messenger RNA of Aureobasidium uvarum, 522 nucleotides long. Lineage: Eukaryota; Fungi; Ascomycota; Dothideomycetes; Dothideales; Saccotheciaceae. The record is from the annotation of a GenBank genome assembly.
AUGACAGUCUUCCGGUCCUUGGCCAUUUUGCGCCCACGUCCGAGCAUUCUCAUCAUGCGGACGCCGGCUUCUUUCUGCACGUCGACGCGUCUAUUGGCCCAAAGACCAAAACCGCCUACAGAUGGCGGUGAGGAUGGCGGCGGCGGCGACGAUGAGCUAGAUGCAGCGAGGCGUUGGUUAGCAACCUUCGAUGCCGAAACCAUACCACGCAGCAUUUGCGACGUCUCGUUUAGUAGAUCGUCCGGUCCUGGCGGUCAGAAUGUAAACAAAGUAAAUUCAAAGGCUACUUUACGACUGCCGUUAUCGGCGCUGUUGCCUAUGCUUCCUACUAUACUUCGGCCUGCAGUAUCCAAGUCUCGGUAUAGUGCCAAGGAUGACUUGGUAAUACAGGCAGACGACAGCAGGAAACAGAAUGAGAAUGUACAUCGGUGCUUCAUCAAGCUGCACGACAUGAUUAUACAGGUGGGCCGUGAGGUAGUGCCUGGUGAGACUAGCGCUGAGCAGAUAGAGCGCGUCAAGAAA